Messenger RNA from Neltuma alba, 1829 nucleotides. Its product is annotated as endo-1,4-beta-xylanase 5-like. The transcript is spliced from 7 exons. Gene Ontology annotation, biological process: carbohydrate metabolic process. The coding region runs from base 26 to 1747 and encodes 573 amino acids. The record is from RefSeq and is a predicted model, not a curated record. Lineage: Eukaryota; Viridiplantae; Streptophyta; Magnoliopsida; Fabales; Fabaceae. Gene Ontology annotation, molecular function: hydrolase activity, hydrolyzing O-glycosyl compounds.
AUCUGUGAAGCUUGGGGACAACAACAUGAGUUUCAUACUUCUGGUCUUUUGCAUAUUCCUUUUCCCAGGAUAUAAAGCCCAAGCUCUGUCCUACGAUUACUCCUCCAGCAUCCAAUGUCUAGAGAACCCCCAAAAGCCUUUGUACGAUGGGGGAAUCAUCAAGAACCCAGAAUUCAAUAAUGGACUUCAAGGCUGGACUCCAUUUGGAGAUGCUCAAAUACAACACACAGUGUCCAGAGGCAACAAAUAUAUCGUGGCUCAUAGCAGAAAUCACCCAUAUGAUAGUGUUUCCCAGAAGAUUUAUCUGCAAAAGAACAAACUCUAUUCAUUAUCUGCUUGGAUACAAGUGAGUGGGGAAAAUGCAGCAGUUUCAGCAGUUAUGAAAACAAGAGAAGGAUUCAAACAUUGCGGUGCUGUCAUUGCAGAGCCUAAUUGUUGGUCCAUGAUUAAGGGUGGCCUCCUAGCUGUUGCUUCAGGACCUGCUGACCUCUAUUUUGAGAGCAAUAAUACUUCUGUGGAGAUAUGGGUAGACAGCAUUUCCUUACAGCCAUUUACACAGAGACAAUGGAGACUUCAUCAGGAAAAAAGCAUUGAGAAGACACGCAAGAAAAAGGUACUAAUACAAGCAGUUGAUGAAAGAGGUCACCCUUUAUCAAAUGCAAGCAUAUUCUUUGAGCAAAAAAAACCAAGCUUUCCAUUUGGGAGUGCCAUAAACCAGAACAUCCUCAACAACAAUGCCUAUCAAAACUGGUUCACCUCAAGAUUCACGGUCACAGUAUUUGAGAAUGAAAUGAAGUGGUACAGCACUGAAGGAAGUCAAGGCAAAGAGGACUACUCUGUUGCUGAUGCAAUGCUGCAAUUUGCCAAGCAAAACAACAUCCCCGUUCGCGGUCACAACAUAUUUUGGGAUGAUCCUAGUCAGCAGCCAAGCUGGGUUCCCUCACUCUCACCAGAUCAGCUUACUUCAGCAGUUCAGAAAAGGCUCAAUUCCGUAGUGUCAAGAUACAAGGGUCAGCUUGUUGCUUGGGAUGUGGUUAAUGAGAAUCUGCACUUCUCAUUCUUUGAAAGCAAACUUGGACAAGAUUUUUCACCCAAGAUUUAUAAUGAUGCUCACAACAUUGAUGCACAAACCACUUUGUUCUUGAAUGAUUUCAACACCAUUGAAGAUAGUAGAGAUGGUUCAUCAACCCCGGCAAGGUACCUUGAGAAGCUCAGACAAAUCAAAAGCUAUCCAGGUAAUGAUGGAUUGACCAUUGGGAUUGCUCUGGAGUCCCAUUUCUCUGGCCCUCCUGAUCUUCCUUACAUAAGGUCUUCUAUUGAUACCCUUGCUGCCUCUGGUUCACCAAUUUGGAUCACAGAAUUGGACGUCAAAAGCCAACCUAACCAGGCACAGUACUUAGAGCAGAUUCUGAGAGAGGUUCAUUCUCACCCAAAGGUUCAGGGCAUUAUUAUGUGGACACCAUGGAGUCCUAGUGGGUGUUACCGCAUGUGCUUGACUGAUAACAAUUUCAAGAACUUGCCUACUGGGGAUGUUGUGGACAAGUUGCUUCAUGAGUGGGGAUUUAAUACAAAAUUGAAAGGAACAACAGACCCAAAUGGGUUCUUUAAGGCAAAUCUUUUCCAUGGUGAUUACCAAGUGAAGGUCAGACACCCUAUUUUGAGAAACUUCACUUUAACUAAGCAUAUGCAAAUUAUGCCAGCAGAUGAACCUAAGCACGUGACUCAAGUUUUACAACUUUCCGUUUAAUUAUUAGGCUCUUUUACAUAUUGUGGAAUAUAUGACCCUAUAUAUAAAAGUGGUCUUUAUUAUGACUAUAUUUUUGGGUUUG